Molecule: messenger RNA, 636 nt
Organism: Diaporthe amygdali
Lineage: Eukaryota; Fungi; Ascomycota; Sordariomycetes; Diaporthales; Diaporthaceae
Exons: 4
Coding region: 1-636 (211 amino acids)
Source: RefSeq, a predicted model, not a curated record
AUGAAGUACAUCAGCGUUCUUCUUUCCGCCCUGAUGGGCAUCAUGCUCUCUGCAGCUGUUCCUGCCGCCGACGCCCUCGAUGAUUCCAUGGCCGAUUACGCCAUUGUGGACAUCGAGUGGAACGUUCGAGCCAGCCCUGACCGCAACGACACUGUCAUCGGCACGAUCCAGGAUGUCGUCAAGCACCUCUCAAUCGUUGAUCCUGUGGGCUUCGCCGCCCUAAACAAGUCCAUCAACGACGCCAGCGAUGACGGCCCCUCUCACCACUCGUACAACAUUCUGAACAUGUACAACCCUACUGAUUACUACUGCAACAUCUACAAUGGAAUGGCAGAUGGGCCGGCCAUCAAGACAGGAAUCAAAUACCUGCGCCACGUUGACGGCACUCCAGGCCAGGGUCCAGGUCCGAGUACCUGUGGCCGCGUGAGUUGCUCUUGGGAUUCGGCAAUCUGGUGGUGCAACCAUAACAACGAGAGUAUCGGGCUAGACAGCUAUACCCGAAUCGCAGAUGGUGCCCAGAACCUGGUUGACAGCUGUGCCUUUGCCCAAGACGACAAUACCCCGGGCGAUUUCAAUGGAGAGCAGGUUUUUGAAGGAGGAUGGGCUGUCGUUGUGAGAAAGAACAUCGGCUGUUAG